Messenger RNA from Lagenorhynchus albirostris (white-beaked dolphin), 2433 nucleotides. RefSeq names its product rho GTPase-activating protein 12-like. The record is from RefSeq and is a predicted model, not a curated record. Gene Ontology annotation, molecular function: protein binding. Gene Ontology annotation, cellular component: cytoplasm. NCBI's taxonomy places the organism in Eukaryota, Metazoa, Chordata, Mammalia, Artiodactyla, Delphinidae. Gene Ontology annotation, biological process: regulation of GTPase activity; signal transduction.
AUGCGCCAGCCCAGCUGCAAGCGAAGAGGUGAAUAUUACGGAAAGAAAACGGCUGACAGAGGUGGGAAGAUUGUUCCAGGGCAUGUGUAUAUUGAAGUACAGUAUGAUUAAGAAUACGAAGCGAAGGACAGAAAGGUCAUGAUAAAACAAGGUGAGCAAUACAUCCUGGUGAAGAAGACCAGCGAUGCCUGGUUGCAGGUCAAGCUGGUCGAGAACUCCAAAGCGUUUUAUGUGCCUGCCCAGUACGUGAGGGAGGUCGGCCACAGAGGCCUGAUGCCGCCUGUGCAACAGGCAGCGGGGCUGCCGCAUCAUUCUGUGAAAACGAUGCAGAGUCUCCACCUUCAGAGGUCAACAGAAAAUGUGAACAAAUUGCCCGAGCUUUCAAGUUUUGGAAAGCCAUCGCCGUCUGUUCAAGGAACAGGUCUUAUUCGUGAUGCCAAUCAGAAUUUUGGACCCAAUUAUAUUCCAGGUCAGACUGUCAACCUCAGCCUGAACCUGACCCAUAAUAAUGGAAAGUUCAACAGUGACUCACAUUCUCCCAAAGUUUCUGGCCAGAAUAGGACACGUUUAUUUGGUCACUUUCCCGGUCCAGAGUUCUUGGACGUAGAGAAAGGUGGCUUCUCCCAGGAACAGUCUUGUGAUUCAGCAGGAGAAGGCUCGGAACGGAUAUAUCAAGAUUCAGAGUCCGGUGAUGAGCUUAGCAGCAGCUCCACUGAGCAGAUAAGGACGACAACACCUCCAAAUCAAGGGCGGCCAGAUUCUCCUGUCUACGUUAACCUGCAAGAACUGAAAAUAUCCCACUCGUCUCUCCCCCCGAGCCCCGGAAGCCCAGCAAUUCAGAUUAAUGGAGAAUGGGAACCUCAUAAAGAUAGUUCAGGGCAUUGUUAUCACUAUAACAGAGGAACACAGGAAAGAACUCAGAAACCCCCUCGUUGGACUCGAGAUACAAACAUAAGCAAAGGAGAUUCCCAAAGUCCAGGAGAUCAAGAGUGGCUCAAGCGUGUUGAUGAUCAAGGUAGACAAUAUUACUACAGUGCAGAUGGAUCUCGGUCAGAAUGGGAGUUGCCAAAGUAUAAUGCCUCAUCUCAGCAGCAAAGAGAAAUUAUUAAAAGUAGGAGUCUGGACAGGCGGCUGCAAGAACCAAUAGUGUUAAAGUGGAGACAUAGCACCAUUGUGUUGGACACCAAUGACAAGGAAUCUCCAACUGCCUCAAAACCCUGCUACUCUGAAAAUGAGUCUUCUCCCUCUUCACCAAAGAGCCAAGAUAUAGACAGCAGUCCAAAGGGUCAAGAGAAAUAUGGAUUAUUAAAUGUAACAAAAGUUACUGCAAAUGGGAAAAAGGUUCGAAAGAACUAGUUGUCUUCUUGGGCCGUGUUGCAGGGUUCAUCUUUACUGUUUACCAAAACUCAAGGAAGUAGCACAAGCUGGUUUGGGAGUAAUCAGUCCAAACCAGAGUUCACGAUGGACCUUAAGGGGGCGAUGAUUGAUUCAAAGGAUAAAUCCAGCAAAAAGAAUGUAUUUGAGCUGAAAACCCGUCAAGGAACAGAAGUGCUGAUUCAGUUUGAUAAUGACGCUGUUAUCAAUGAGUGGUUUAAAGUUCUUAGUAGCACUAUCAGUAAUCAGACAGUAGAACCCGAUGAAGCAAUUGAGGAAGAUAUAUCAGAUUCACCAGGAAUAGAAAAGCACGAUCAAGGAAAGGACCAUAAGGAUCUGAAGAAAUUGCGUUCCACAAAAGUAUCUAGCAGAGAUUCUUCAGAACAGAAAGAAAACAAGAACAACUUAAAGAAGUGUCUUACACGACGCCCCACUUUGCAAGCUGUUCGUGAAAAAGGUUAUAUUAAAGAUCAGGUAUUUGGAACCAAUCUUGCUAAUCUGUGUCAGAGAGAGAAUGGCACAGUGCCAAAAUUUGUGAAAUUGUGCCCUGAACAUGUUGAACAAUAUGGGUUGGAUGUUGAUGGGAUUUACAGAGUUAGUGGCAACUUUGCAGUGAUCCAGAAGCUGAGGUUUGCAGUCAACCAUGAUGAGAAAUUGGACUUGAAGGAUAGUAAAUGCGAAGAUAUUCAUGUCAUCACUGGAGCACUGAAAAUGCUUUUUCGAGAAUUACCAGAACCUCUCCUUACAUUUGAUCAUUUUAAUGAUUUUGUUAAUGCAAUUAAACAAGAACCAAGACGGCGUGUCUCUGCUGUGAAGGAUCUAAUCAAACAGUUGCCAAAGCCAAAUCAGGACACAAUGCAGACUCUGUUUAGACAUCUCAAAAGAGUUAUAGAAAACAGAGAAGAAACCAGAAUGACGUAUCAGAGUAUAGCAAUUGUGUCUGGUCCCACUCUGUUAAAGCCAGAGAAAGAGACUGGUAACAUAGCAGUUUAUACCGUCUACCAGAAUCAGAUGGUAGAGUUAAUUCUUCUCGAGAUAAAUUCCAUCUUCAGACGUUGA